AAAGAGGGAGGCCUACCUGAGUCAAGAGGGCCCUAGAAGUGGCCGGACUCCGAACAGAAUCGCGGAAUCAUUGCCAGUCCGUGUUGUGAACGAUUUCGGACUACGACUCCGUGUCGUAACCAACCAAGGCCCUAUAAAGCCACGUCCCCCGAGGCCCAUCGACGCUAUCGUGUUCGCCUCAAUCGAAACGCGCAAUCGCCUUCGAGGCUUCGAUCGAUCGUUUUGUUGCUCGGCGCCCCCGGAGACGUACGUCUUCCUCCCGAGAGCAAGAGAGACGAUCGUUCUACGCGCCAAUAUCAUCAAGAUGUCGUCGGAGCAGCAGGCGAGCGCCGGCCAACCGGUCCUCUGUGCCAGUGGCUGCGGCUUCUACGGGAACCCCGCCACCCUCGACAUGUGCUCCGUCUGCUACCGCCAGCACUGCCUCCUCAACGGCGCCACGAUGGCGACGGGGCCCUCCUCUUCCGUGGCCGCCGCGAGCGCCGCUACCGUCGCGACCGGCGCAGUUACGUCUGAUUCCUGCUCCGUGCCUUCCGCUGAGGUUAAUGGCGCCGCAUUCUCCUCCAAGAACAACCCUGAGCCGGCGACGGUAGUAGAGAAGAAGGCGCCGGCGAACCGGUGCGCGUCGUGCAAGAAGAAGGUGGGACUGUUGGGGUUCGCAUGCCGAUGCGGGGCUACCUACUGCGGGACGCACCGAUACCCGGAGAAGCACGCCUGCGGCUUCGACUUCAAGGGCGCCAGCCGCGACGCCAUAGCCCGCGCCAACCCGCUCAUCAAGGGCGAGAAGCUGACCAACAAGAUCUGAUCGCCGUCUGGUGCAAACUAGCCAUAGAUGCAUUUUAAAUUGUUAAUUCAGCUUCAGUAGGCUCACAAGUCACCACUCCCAUGAUAACGGUGUCGUUGAUCCGUGUAAUGAAUCGCCGUACCUUGUCUUAUGCAAUUACAUCAGUUAAU
This is a messenger RNA of Oryza sativa Japonica Group (Japanese rice), 951 nucleotides long. RefSeq names its product zinc finger A20 and AN1 domain-containing stress-associated protein 3. Gene Ontology annotation, molecular function: zinc ion binding; DNA binding. Lineage: Eukaryota; Viridiplantae; Streptophyta; Magnoliopsida; Poales; Poaceae. The record is from RefSeq and is a predicted model, not a curated record.